AUGCAGGAAAUGUGGGAAUGUGGGACACUUCAUGAGCUGCUGCUUAACGAAGCAAAACAAGGAAAACGUAUGGCACAGAAAUCUCAAAGAGGAGGACAGAUUCAUACAGUAGAGUCGGAAUCUGAUUCAGAUGUGUUUGCAUUUAUUCUGAAGACAUCGGACAAGUCGUCAGACAAAGUUACGGUCAGUCUUGGAGGAUAUCCAGUGGAAUUCGUUAUUGAUAGUGGUGCAUCAGCCAAUAUUAUAGACAAAGAACUGUGGGAAGCUCUCAAGAAGAAACGCCUAAAAUGUUAUUCUGAAAAAUGUGAGAAGAAACUCAAUGCAUAUAGUUCUACAGAACCACUGAAAUUGUUAGGAAAAUUUCGAACACAUACCUUGAUCGAGGAAACAGGCAACGGUAGUGAAGAAGAAUUCUAUGUGUUGAAUGGAAAAGGACCAGCUCUGCUAGGCAAAAAUACCGCUAUGAAUUUAGGAGUUCUUAAACUUGGUGUCAACAGUGUACAAUCAUUUGACAUUGUUCGUGAAUACCCAGAGUGUUUCCAAGGAAUAGGAAAGCUGAAAAACUUUAAGUUAAAGCUGCAUAUUGAUCAGGAUGUAAAACCUGUUGCGCAAGCUAUGUACAGGAUUCCAUACAGUUUGAGAGAGAAAGUUGGAGAGCAACUUGAUGACCUUGAAUCUCAGGAUAUCAUUGAGAAAGUGAAUUCUCCUACACCUUGGGUCAGUCCAGUCAUUAUUGUACCGAAAUCCAAUGGUGACAUCAGAUUGUGUGUUGACAUGAGACAAGCCAAUGCUGCGAUUAUUCGUGAAAGACACCCUAUUCCGACUGUGGACGAAAUACUCUACAAUGUGAAUGGUAGUGAAGUGUUUAGCAAGUUGGACCUUAGAAGUGGAUACCAUCAGAUUGAGUUGGAGGAACCUUCAAGGGAGAUCACUACAUUUGGAGUACAAAACAUUUCCGAUGAUAUUGUGAUCCAUGGGCGUGACAAAGCAGAACAUGAUAAAAGACUUUGUAAAGCAUUGCAGAGAAUUAAAGAAAAAGGACUUACGCUGAACCAAGCAAAGUGUGAAUUUAGCAUGAACAAAAUAACAUUCAUGGGUCAUGUGAUGUCUAAGAAUGGUAUUGGGCCAACAAGUGACAGGAUCAAGUCAUUACUGGAUGCAAAAGAGCCAACAAGUGGAUCUGAAGUGAAAAGUUUCCUUGGACUUGUAAACUUUAGUGCACGAUAUAUACCAAACCUAGCGACUGUGUCAGAACCGCUGAGGAGAUUGACAAAGAAGAAUGUGAACUUCGUAUGGGGACAUGAACAGAAGAAGAGUUUUGAUACGUUGAAACGUUGUUUGCCAAAUGUGGAAACUUUAGGACACUACAGGUUAGAUGCAGAAAAAACACAGUUAGUGACAGAUGCUAGCAAUGUAGGCCUUGGGGCAGUCUUACUUCAAGUGCACAAAGGUGAAACGAGAGUCAUCUGUUAUGCAAGCCGUACAUUGUCUGUGGCAGAACGCAAUUAUUCGACAACAGAGAAAGAAGCUCUGGCAGUUGUGUGGGCAUGUGAGAAGUUCCAUAUUUACUUGUAUGGUGUAGAGUUUGAGCUGAUUACAGAUCACAAGCCAUUAGAAGUUCUUUAUGGAAGAAAAUCUCGACCAAAUGCACGAAUUGAACGCUGGUUGUUGAAACUUAUGGCAUACAAUUUCAAAGUGCGUUACUUACCUGGACAUCAGAAUAUUGCAGAUGCAUUGUCACGUUUGGUGGAAAACAAACCUGUGGAAAACAGUAACUCUAUGGAGACUGAACAAUAUGUGAAAUUUAUAGCGAGGGAAGCUACGCCUCAUGCAUUGUCUACUCGAGAAGUAGAAGAAGUUUCAAAGAGGGACGAAGAACUUGUCAGAAUUCGUAGAUUCAUUAAAGAAGGGGAAUGGGAAAAAUCGUGUGUUGACUAUUUUCCAUUCAGAGAUGAAUUUUGUUCUAUUGGAUACCUUGUGUUACGUGGAUCUAGGAUUGUGAUUCCGAGAAGUUUGAGAAAACAGUGUGUUCAGUUAGCACACCAGGGGCACUUGGGCAUUGUUGGGACAAAACAACAACUUAGGACGAAAGUUUGGUGGCCUGGUAUGGAUAAAGAAGUGGAAAAGUACGUGAAAUCAUGUCAUGGAUGUCAGAUUACUAGUGCAUAUCCAACACCUUUACCGACGGGACCUUGGCAAGAAUUGGCAAUUGACUUACUGGGACCAUUAACAUCAGGACAAUAUGUGUUAGUUGUAGUGGACUACUUCAGCCGUUAUUAUGAAAUUGAAAUUACCAAAGACAUUACAAGUGAGAAAAUCAUUGAUGCUCUAGAGGGAAUGUUUUGUAGACACGGAAUUCCAUAUCAAAUUACAUCUGAUAAUGGACCACAAUUCAAGUCUAAGUUAUUUGAGGAUUAUUUGACAGAUAACUGCAUCAAACACAGAGCAGUUACACCAUUACAUCCGGCUGCAAACGGGGAAGUUGAACGUCAAAACCGGUCAUUGAUGAAAAGGAUUAGAAUUGCACAAGCAGAAUCUAAGAAUUGGAAGAAAGAAAUCCGGAAAUACUUGUUUGCAUAUCGAACAACUCCACACAGUACAACUGGGGUGUCGCCAGCAGAAUUGAUGUUCCGCCGUAAACUGAGAACAAAAUUACCGCAAGUAGAGAAUCUACAAGAAAAUGUGUUUGAUGAAGAAAUGCGAGGUAAGGAUGUGUAUUCAAAGUACAGAAACAAGCUGUAUGUUGAUGAGAAACGUGGUGCAGUGGAUUGCGAUUUAGAGCCUGGAGAUUCAGUCCUUUUGAAGAAAGCAGUCAAAGACAAAAUGGACACUCCAUACCAUGCAGAGCCAUAUACUUUGGUACAGAAAACUGGAAACAGCUGUGUUGUUGAAUCACCAGAAGGAGUCACAUUGAAGAGGAAUAGCGAGUUUGUGAAAAAGUAUCAAGAACCGGGAACUUCAGAAAGUGAUGUGUCCGAUAUUCCAGAGACUUACAGUGAACCGAUCAUUGUAUCCGCUGAUACAGGUGAUGAAGGACAGCCUUCUGUGAGGGAACCUAUCGCAAGAAAACCAACAGAGCCAGUCUUGAGAAGGUCAACCCGUGUAAAGACAGUUCCGCAACGUUUUAAGGACUUUAAAAUGUGA
Magallana angulata is the source of this 3144-nucleotide messenger RNA. RefSeq lists its product as uncharacterized. Gene Ontology annotation, molecular function: aspartic-type endopeptidase activity; nucleic acid binding. Gene Ontology annotation, biological process: proteolysis; DNA integration. NCBI's taxonomy places the organism in Eukaryota, Metazoa, Mollusca, Bivalvia, Ostreida, Ostreidae. Bases 1 to 3144 code for a protein of 1047 amino acids. The record is from RefSeq and is a predicted model, not a curated record. The transcript has 2 exons.